AUGAACCCCGAAGCCCGCAAUCGCUGGCGUGAAGCGGAAGCUGAUCAUCGGGACCCGGUGACAACUUUUUACUGGACGGGGAAUCAACAUUUAAUGGCAACAACAUCAAGACGAUCCCAUGGGUGCGAGACUACAGACGCACUUCUACAGGGGUCUGACAACAAGUUCACGUGGCAAUCGGACAUCGACGUGUUCAACGUGGACACGAACGACGCCGACAUCCACGGCGCCAUGCAGAUCUGUUGCCAGUGCUACGGCUACUCGAACAGUGACAGUGCUACGUGUCGUAACGUGGGCCGUGGCCACCAGUACUGCUGUGGCGGAGACAACUCCAUGUUCGACGCGUGUAUGGGCAAGUUCAACCAGUGGGGAGACGACUCUCGCGCGCAGAUCGCGCAAAAGGUCAAGCAGUCGACAGCCACGUGGAAGAUCGUCAACAGCCACUACAGUCCGUACAACCACUACGCCGAACACAACAUGAAGAAGUGGUUCGACGCACUGCGUGGCUCUGGCGUGCACAUCUGGCUGAACGGUCACACUCACGGUGAGAAGCACGAUUACUCUUCGUCGCUGGGCAUUCACUUCAUUGAGAACGGCGCUGGCGGUGGUAUCCAGAAGGAGUCGGCAAGCGGCAUCCCGUCGUAUGCCGCCCCGUUCGUGCAGAACAAGUGGACGUACGGCAGCAACGAGUACGGCUUCAUGUCGCUUCAGGCCUCCAAGGCUUGGGUGAAGCUGCAGUACCACACGGCGGACAGGUCGUGGCAGUUCGGAGAGAACUUCCAGAGCACCAAGAUCGGUGGCGUCGAGACCAAACACUGCUGGUACAUCCCGUCGGACGGCGGAGAAGGCCGUAGAUGCUAAGUCUUCAGCUGCUUGCUGGUAUAGAUGUAUGGAUUACUUGGCGGGUUGGACACAGAACUACCGUUAGACAUCGAGAAGUUUUUUUUGCCUCAUCGUGUCCGAGGAUGCGUUGCUCUUGUUGACAGUCUCAACAAGACAUUUUGCCAGUUCGAAA
Messenger RNA from Phytophthora infestans T30-4, 1015 nucleotides. RefSeq lists its product as uncharacterized. Gene Ontology annotation, molecular function: ferrous iron binding; acid phosphatase activity; ferric iron binding. NCBI's taxonomy places the organism in Eukaryota, Oomycota, Peronosporomycetes, Peronosporales, Peronosporaceae. Bases 1 to 861 code for a protein of 286 amino acids. The transcript is spliced from 4 exons. The record is from RefSeq and is a predicted model, not a curated record.